This is a messenger RNA of Linepithema humile (Argentine ant), 7164 nucleotides long. NCBI's taxonomy places the organism in Eukaryota, Metazoa, Arthropoda, Insecta, Hymenoptera, Formicidae. The record is from RefSeq and is a predicted model, not a curated record.
GACGACUCACUCACCGUCGAGGUCUUCGCGAAUCGACGUCGACGUCGCCGUCGCCGCCGCCGUCGCUGCCGCGUGGUUGCUCUCUCAGUCUCUCCCGAUUGUUCCCCGGCACGGACGGACCGAUGGCGCGCGUUCGCGACUCUUCUCUGGCCGCCUUCCCCGGGCGGACCGCCUGGAAUCCUUACGUGAGGAGCACGUACUGGGAGCCGCCGAUCGUCGAGGGUGCGUGCGGGAAGACCACGGCGCGAUCGCACCGGCAACAAUCAAAAGCAAGAAAUUUCAACAGUACGGCCGUGCAGUUUCAAUUGUUGCCUGCCGCAAUGAAUCAAUCGAGAUCUCCCCACAACGGAGUGGACUGUCAUCGUCCUGCUAUGCGACACAAGUCUCGGAAGCAGGACGAAAGUUUCCGGAAUGGACCGCACGCCGUUAAGCACAACCGAUCGUUUUCCGAAUGCAGUUCAGAGAGCUUCUCGAAACAAUUUGUUCCCGGGAAGUCAAAGCAGUACCCGAAGGGCAACCUGGGCCGCUCGGUUCUCAAUUCACCAGGAUUCUUGAAUCAAUGCGCGAGGCUUCGCGGCCACGACAUUAUAACCGAUUCAUUGGGCUCGUGCGACAGUCGGCCGGGCUCUUCGGAUGAGAGCAUCGCGAAUCAUUCGCCGAUUCCCCAGCUGGACGCCGGCUCGCCGGAUAAUUUCGGGUACUUCCGGAUAUUCGACGAAAUCGGCGUGUGCAAUUCGAGCUUCUUCGGCGCCGGCCGCGGCGAGCCGUUCGAGGAUCUCAACAAGAACUUCCUGAAGAUCGAUUUGUCGGACGUGAACGACAGCUAUUCCGAGCUGCUGUCACCGAUGCGCAUACAGUCGCCCAUACAGCAGCCGAUGCGUAGUCCGAGCGCCCACGCGGACGUUCUCAACGUACCGUUUAUCCCGCUGAUAACAAAAGAGUUAGAAAUAGAGAACGAUGUUUACUUUAGACAACCCAUAUGCGAACAGCGGGCCUUCAGUCCGGGCGUACAAAAGGAUGCGUCCGGCGUACCGUUGAUAAGGAACGAGCUGGAGGAAGACGAUUAUAAUCAAGUGUCACCGAUACAAAUCCAUAGUCCAAGCGCUCAGAGCGACGCGUCCAACGUGGCGCUGAUACCGCCGAAGGAGCUGGAGAUAGCGAAGGAGGCGAGCGGAUACUCCGAACAGCAAUCACCUGCGUGCGAGCAGCGAGCUUGCAGCCCGAACGUUCAAGCGGACGCGCUCAACGUGUCGUUGACGUCGUUGAUGUCGCGCGAGCUCGAGAUGGCGAACGGAGCGGAGAAGAUCGGCUCCGAGCGACAACUGCUGGCAUGCGAGCAGCAAUGCGCGAGUGCCGAGCAGGAUGUGCCAAAUGCAUCGUUGAUGGCGAUGGAGACGGAGGCGGCGAGGGAGGUUGAGAAGGAUCAAUCGCCCGAUUGCUUGUUGAAGCAGACUUAUUGCUGCAGUGAUCAUCCAUUCACUGAGCCGUUUUAUUGUCAGACCUGCUGCAAGCCGAUCUGCAGAGAUUGCGCCGUACACUGCGUACGCAAGCACGUGACGAUCGAAUUGGUGGACUUUAUCGAGAUCACCCAGCGUCAAGCUGAGGACGUAUUAAUCGAGGCUUACCUUGGAAUCGAUGUCCUCGCGGAUGAUAUGGAAAAUAUGGGGAUGGACAUUGCAGCGCUAGAUCAGAGAACCAGUGAUACGCUCGCUGACGUAAAGUUCUUCUCACGUAGAAUGUGGUCUGCCGUUGAAGAAAGAGAAAAGAAAUUGUUUAAACAGAUAGUGGAAGCGCGACGAUGGAAAUUUGAGGCUCUGCAGGAGAAAUACUUGAACCUGAAAGAAGAUAGGAACCGAUUGUCGCAGGCCAUCAGUGCCCUCAAAUGCGCCAUCCAUGAUUCGCGACUAUCCGCCCUUGUCUGUAAUCCCGAUGACCUCUUGAAGAGGAAGGACAUGGUGUUGGCCGAGAUCUGGCAGAUUCGUCAGAAUCGGAAGACGAAGGCCCGGGCUGGCCGGGAAGAGAAUUGGAUCUCGUUCAGGAGCUCCGAUAGCAGCGUGCUGCCCGCGAUCGCCAACGGCGGAACCGUCGUGCUGACUGGUCCGGGCACGAUUGGCGAUCACAAGAUAAAUCACGAUUAUAAAUCGCAGCAGUUCUUCCCGUACGGAUUGAACGAGAUAGUUAUGCAAUCGAUUCCGCGCGGUUACGCGAUAGCGUCCUACGGCAGCAACAUCGUCCUACCGAGCUGGGAGCCCGAGCUGUACGUGAAGAGCACGAGUGUCCAGAUCAUCGGCCACUUCGGCGACGAGAGCCCCGACAAUCUCUGCCGGCCGUGGGGGGUGACGUGCGACAAGGAUGGCAACAUCAUAGUCAGCGAUCGGUCCAACAAUCGCAUACAGAUCUACCGCGAGGACGGCACGCUCGUCAGGCGAUUCGGCACUUACGGCAACGGCCCGUGCCAGUUCAAUCGUCCGGCCGGAAUCGCCGUCGACGCCAGGCGUCGCCUCAUCGUCGUCGACAAGGACAAUCAUCGUGUUCAGAUUUUAACGAUGGAGGGGGAGUUUCUGAGGUCCUUCGGCGAGCACGGCGAGAGACAGGGCCAGUUCUCCUAUCCCUGGGACGUGGCGGUGAACUCGAAUUGCGAGAUCGCGGUCACCGACACCAGGAAUCACCGCAUCCAGCUGUUCAGCCCCGAGGGGAUCCCCCUGCGUAUGUUCGGCGGGCAGCCGCACCUGCUGCGCUACCUGGAUUCGCCGCGCGGCAUCUGCUUCAACAACGACGGCAAGCUGAUCGUCACGGACUUCAACAAUCAUCACGUGCUGAUAAUCGAGUACAACAUGACGGAGAUGCGCAUACUGAGAUGCGAGAAGGAGUCGAAGAGCAGACGGCACGGAGAGAACGACGGCGGGGAGAGCGGCGACGGGCAGAACGACGAGAAUACACCGGCGUUCCAGCGACCGCAGGGCGUCAUUGCGGCGGACGACGGCAGCAUCCUGGUCGCGGACUCGCGCCACAAUUCGAUCAAGGCGUUCAACUCGAUCGGCACUCUCAUCUACACGUACAUGCCCGGCCAGGAAGAGAUGGAUCGUCCGCUCGGCGUGGCUCUUUACUGCGACGGCAGGAUGGCGUUCACAGACUACGGCCGCAAUUACGUGCGUCUGGUAAGGCUGGAGAACCACGUGAACCCGAUACCGAGAAACGCCAUCAUGUCCGGUUGACGUCCCGGAAUCGCGGAUGCGUCGCCCUUCCCCCGCGAAUCGGCGAGGGUAUCGGCGAGUCUCGGCUUACACUAAAGAUUAUGCGGCAUCAAGCUGCCGCGGCUACCGUCACUUUUCAAGUUCCGCGAUGCGCGAUGGGAUUUUUAAUUGUCCGCUGGUCCUUAUACUACCAGUAAAUUAUAUAUAUAUAUGCUAGAGGAUAUAUGAUUUUUGACUAAUUGAAGUUAUAACGGAAAGUUUUACUCAAUGGUGAAAGUAACAAAUUAGUAAUGGAAUUUUCUAUUAUCAGUUGAUUAUUUCCGUUACCACUGACUGUAUUUUAUUUAACAAUUGUGCUUCAUUUCCACAAUUGCGUGAUAUAUAUAUAUAUAUUUAUAAUUUUUAUUACGCGUCGUACCUCGUGACCCGGAUGGACGCAUGAAAUGCACAUGUAAUUUAGAUCAUUGUCCAUCGUAAAUUGAACGGAAGUUCGGAGCAAAGCACAGUGGCUCCGAAGAAAGGGAAACCGCGUACGCGCACGUUUUUUGCACGAUCGAUCGAUCGAACGAUUUGGCAUCGCCGAAAAAAGUGAUGACGAAGAUAAGAUUAAGAGGCGAAUCGAGUCGUGCAAUUGCGUUUUAUCCUUAUUAAUUUGUUAUUUAGAAGAUUCGACGGUUUAUGACAGUAGACGUUUUUCUUCCUUCCCCCACUUUGCUAUUGUUUAUCGACCUUUAUUAGCGUCGUCAGUUCACGAAAUUAAAGCAAAUUUAAUUUAUUUGAAUCUGCGGAGAGGAAAAAAAUUAAAUCUAGCUCUUCUUAUAGUUGUCAUUCUCUUGUCUUGAACGCAAGUCAAUUGUGUAUCACAAGCAUAACUAUUCUGCUUAUCAAUUCCAUUUCGGGGAGAAAGAAUAAGAGUGUAGUUUUAUAUAUGAAUCUUUCGUUUUUACGCUAUUUUCUUAAGUAUAUAUAAUAAUAAGAUACAUCAGGAUUAAAUUAUUUUACUUAUGUAUAUUGGGCGUUUCACUUGCAAGAUUUUUACACAGCAUGCUGGGGAAAUGUCGCAAAAAUUUCUAACUGAUCCAGAGUGGAUCCAGAGAACCAUUCGUCUGACAUAUACGACGCGAUGUAGGAUUUACGUACCGUGCCUUUCUUCCAACCGCGUUAUGAAUGCAAGUUUAAAUAUAAUCCGCCGUUUUUUUUAAUAAUAAUAAUAAUUUUGUAUUAUUCAAUCGUUAUUAAUUAAUAUUAAUAUUGGCGAUAGUGAUCUUAACAAUGGACUUACACAUUAAUUUUUAACAAUACCAAUUUGUAUUGACACCACGGUUGUCCUUCGAUUGCGAGAAAUAUACUGUACGACAAAUUCGGGACAAUACGAUUCAUGGACAUUUCCGUUUGUAAUUUCCGCGUUCGUUAUUGUCUUUCUGUCGACAGAAAAUGCUGAACGCGGAAAUCACUAAUGCCGAAAUGUUCAAGAAUCAUUUUUUUAUUCCCUGAAAGCGCGUCGAACAGAGUGUUUUUUUUCAAUCGAAGGGGAAAUAUGAUAUAAAUAUAAAUUGGUAUUGAUAAGAAUUAAGUAUAUAUUCAUUGUUAAGAUGGUUAUCUAACAAUGUUGGAUUUUAAUAUGAAUUGACUGUUAUUGCGACGCAAGUCUAAAGUUUCACGAGUAAAAGAGAGAAGGAUUAGAAACGACUUAUUAAGAAAGAUAUUGAUUGUUUUUCUAAAGUUCCGGCGAAAUCUUUCUUAACGCGAUUGUAGAAAAAAAUAUCGGCAUUUUAUUCAGUUCCGCGCAAUGUGACGGGACUCGUCUGUCGACUCUCAGCUCCGUCGCGAGUAUCAGCUGCUCUCCAGCGUCUUCUGUGAACAUCUUGAAAUUGGAAUAGCCAAUAUAUCGUAGCCUGUAGAUAUAAGAUAAUUAUCCUUCUACCUCCGAGCUGCGAAAUAGCGUUGGUUGUUCCAGUUCUUCUGAAAGAACAUUUUGCGCUAAAAACUUUUCUCUGUAAAUCAUUGUCAAGAUUCAUGUUAAAAUUGUUAAGAUUCAACGCAUUGUUAAGAAUAGUAAAGUAGUGUUUGAGGAAAAAGUAUGUUUAACGAAAGAACGAUGGCUGGUGCGCCGACACUUUGCGAACGUCUCAUGCGCGAGAAGAAUGAUCGGAAUAUUGAAUCGAAUAUCUCAUAAAGUGGGCGGACAACGGAUUAUUCCUUUGUAAAAAACGAAAGAAAAACAAAAAAGAAAUUAUCACCGCGCGGGUGCCGCGUGUUAGUAUUCAAUGCAACGCGCGCUCGUGCAAACGCCAACGUGUUUUCGGCUGUGUUAAACACAUUAAAGAAUUGUAAAUCAAGUCCACUUUAUGAUGUAUCGCGCGACGGUAUUUUUUUAAAUGACAAAAGCGCAUGAACUUUCGCGACGAGAUCCGGAAGGGAUCGUGCGACUUUUUCUUUAAACGGUCUUUAGCGAUGUAAGUAAAUGUGAUUAGGGCGAGGCUGUCCGCGUAUAUUAAACGAUACUCCGCGCGCAUUGAAUGCAAUACGCACAGAGCAUCGUCGACUGAUACGUGGAUGGUUUCGGCAAGUCGCGAGAAUCAUCUGUCGAUUCCGUAAGAAUAAUGUAUUGUCUUUUUAUCGCGCAUCAUUUCAAAAUAGCACGUUUGUGAGACUAUUUUUACACGCUCCAAUAUGUCACCCCAUGUCAAAACAGAUUUUAAGCAGAUUUUUACGCGCGCUAAUUAUACGACGAAUGACGCAGGUCCGUUUGAAAAACAGGCGAAGAUUUAGGCUUCUUUCUGUACGAAUGUCUCGCUACGGACAAAUUGUUAAGACUUGAUGGAAAAAAAAAAAAAAAUAGGAAGAGGUCGACAGUGCCAAAAACAAGAAUCAAAAAAGAAAAAAAAAAACAAUACACAUUUGUCCGAGAAGACACUAAAAGAAUGUUCUUCACAUUCAUUUUGCAUAUCAUAAAUUUGCUCAUACAGUGAUUACAGUCUGUUACUAGUCUUUAAGCACAGGACUCUUCGAACGAAAAAUUAGUUUUGGGAAAGUGGCAUCUUUUAAUCAAAUCUGCAAAUCAUGUUAACGCGUCGACCUAUUUUUUAAGUAAAUUAUUAUGUCUAUUAGAUCCUUUCUUGUUGUAAUUUCGUGCAAUGAACAAGUUUAUGUGACAUUCUAUGUAACUUGUGUGAUAUGUCGCCUUUCUCCGAAAGGCACACGUAUAAUUUAUUUCUUACAAAACUAUUUAAUGAUUAAUUUAAAUCUCAAGUUAUCGCGCGAACUAAUUUAGAGAUAAUUUAGCUGACAUAUAAUUUGUUGCUGCGUUUAUAAAAAAGUUUAUAAGGAAAGUUUAUAAAAUGUACAGAGCCCGAUGGUGGAAUUAAGUUAGCAAUGUCAUAUUUUUGCAAUUAAUAGCAACAACAAAAGCUGAUCAACGUAUCAACAUCAAUUAAUCAACAUCGAAAUUGAAUGACACGCAACUGUACGAAAUAACGUUAUGGUGUAACGAUAAAAAUUAAGUUUUAUAACAAAGUGCGCUUUCAUGAUGUAACAUUUGCGAAUAAAUAAGGAGAAAAGGUUACAGAGUUCCUAUUGACGUUGUAAUUGCAAAAUGUCUACCGGUGGCUUAAAUUGAGGCCUAAUUUCUUCGUGAAUGCUGCAAAAGUUUCCUUUCGAUCUCUCAACGCCAAGUAUAGAACGCUGUAUUUUGUUUUUUUUUUCCUAGCAGUAUUGCGAGACUAACUGUUCUCCGAAUUUGGAGGAUAGAAAUUCCAAUUACAAACGAACUCUCUCAUUCCAACUUGUGAAAUCGUAAACGUUUCAUCGAUCAGCACUCGAUUGCGACUAAACUCGUGAAAUACUGCGUGUGUGUCCGUAUGCGUGCAUAUCUACGUGUGAAUAUUUGUGUUAGAUCUGAUCGCUAGUUUACGUGAAUUGAAGCAUCUAUGAAGAGAUCAACUUUUAACGAUUAAACAUGUCAAAGUAA